AUGAAGCGCGAUGGCGAUAAACUGAUAGUGGGCUGCGUGAACUUUGUACAACCACCAUUUCACGCGGCGACCGAGUUGACCGUCCAGUCGGAGCGUGCUUUCCAGAAGCAGCCUCACAUCUUCCAGAACUCGAAGACCAAGACCAAGUCCACCCGACCGGGCAAGGGUGGCCGACGAUGGUACAAGGACGUCGGUCUGGGUUUCCGAACCCCUAAGGCCGCCAUUGAGGGUAGCUACAUCGACAAGAAGUGCCCCUUCACUGGUCUCGUCUCUAUCCGUGGCCGUAUCCUGACCGGUACCGUCGUUUCCACCAAGAUGCACCGAACCAUCAUCAUCCGCCGCGAGUACCUUCACUUUAUUCAGAAGUACUCCCGAUACGAGAAGCGACACAAGAACGUUGCCGCCCACGUUUCCCCCGCUUUCCGUGUCCAGGAGGGUGACCAGGUUACCGUUGGCCAGUGCCGACCUCUCAGCAAGACUGUCCGCUUCAACGUCCUGCGUGUCCUGCCCCGAACCGGCAAGUCUGUUAAGAAGUUCUCCAAGUUUUAA
Messenger RNA from Fusarium pseudograminearum CS3096, 549 nucleotides. RefSeq lists its product as uncharacterized. Lineage: Eukaryota; Fungi; Ascomycota; Sordariomycetes; Hypocreales; Nectriaceae. Gene Ontology annotation, biological process: translation. The transcript has 4 exons. Gene Ontology annotation, molecular function: structural constituent of ribosome. Gene Ontology annotation, cellular component: cytosolic small ribosomal subunit; ribosome. The coding region runs from base 1 to 549 and encodes 182 amino acids. The record is from RefSeq and is a predicted model, not a curated record.